CGGUGCGGAGCGGGGGCAGCGCUGCCGCCCGCCCCCCUCCAGCCCCCUCCCGCCCGCCGCCUGAGCUGCACCAAACAGCUCUCGGGUUUGUGCUGAUAGCGCAGCCUCAAGACAUGGCUCGAGUUGGCUCCUCGCUCUUAUGCAUUCAGCAGCCCUCUCGCUCCUGCCACAAGCGACCAGCUCCUGCCUCCUCCUGCUGCUGCUGCUGCCGGGACGAGCCAAAACCCACUCCGGAGAUGCGGCUGCAGGACUGCGGCUCUCUUACAUCUCCCCAGCCGCCGCUGCCGAGCGCCCGGCUGCUUCUCCAGCUAUCUUAAAGGAAGAGAGCGGGAGAGCCAGCGGCUAUCUAGGACUCCUUCCUUUUAUUUAUUAACUCAAGCCUUUUGGAAAAGGUACUUUGCGCUCUCUUCCAUCCCCCACCUCCCCCACUGCGGUUCUCGGCAGAAACUAAUUAAACCCACUCGCCCUUGGUGCAGCCUAAGACAGUGUAUGAAUAUUUCAGUGUCUCACAGGCAGUCCUGUAAAGCGAUCACAGUAUUAUUAAAAGGGGCACAAGAGGAGGAGGAGGAGGGUUGAGUUUGCCGCUGCGGUUUUUGUUUUGGUCUGCUUUUUUUUUUUUUUUUUUUUUUUUUUUUUUGAUUCUGCUGCAAGACGACUUGACGCAUUCUGGCACUGGCUCCUACUCCUAACCAGCGCAUCUCACUCGGAGCAGGCUUUUCAUCCAUCCCUUCUUCAAGCCUCUCCAUCCCCACUCAUUCUGCAGACUCUGAGCCUCCUCUGCCUCUCACCCUCCUGCCAUCCUCCACUGAACUGCCCUUGGACUUUCUGUUCUCUUCCAUUCUUGUCCCCACUCUUGAGCCCCUCUCCCUCUUUUCUCCUCCCCUGGCCCUGGUUCCCACCUCCUUUGUGCCACAAUGACUGUGAUGGCUGGAGAGAACAUGGAUGAGACUUCUGCGCUACCUGGCCACCCCCAGGAUAGCUACCAGCCUGCUGCCCAUGAUGACCAUGAGUGCUGUGAGCGUGUAGUGAUAAACAUUGCUGGACUACGCUUUGAGACGCAGCUGAAGACAUUAGCCCAGUUCCCCAACACACUGCUGGGCAACCCCAAGAAGCGCAUGCGGUACUUUGACCCCUUGCGCAAUGAGUACUUUUUUGACCGGAAUCGGCCCAGCUUUGAUGCCAUCCUCUACUACUACCAGUCUGGAGGGCGGCUUCGCCGGCCGGUCAAUGUGCCCUUGGACAUGUUCUCUGAGGAGAUAAAAUUUUAUGAGCUGGGUGAGGAGGCCAUGGAGAAGUUCCGGGAAGAUGAAGGGUUCAUCAAAGAUGAGGAGAGACCCUUACCGGAGGGGGAGUACCAGCGCCAAGUAUGGCUCCUCUUUGAGUACCCAGAGAGCUCUGGGCCUGCAAGGGUCAUUGCAAUAGUCUCUGUCAUGGUGAUCCUCAUCUCCAUUGUGAUUUUCUGCCUAGAGACAUUACCUGAGCUGAAGGAGGACAAGGAGUAUACAGUGCAUCGCACUGACAACACCACCCAGGUCUACAAAUCCAACAUCUUCACAGAUCCUUUCUUUGUUGUGGAGACCCUGUGCAUCAUCUGGUUCUCCUUUGAGCUGGUGGUGCGCUUCUUUGCUUGCCCCAGCAAGACUGAAUUCUUCAAGAAUAUCAUGAACUUCAUUGACAUUGUAGCCAUCAUCCCUUACUUCAUCACCCUGGGCACUGAGAUGGCUGAGCGGGAGGGGACUCAGAAAGGAGAGCAGGCCACCUCCUUGGCCAUCCUGAGAGUCAUCAGACUGGUUUUCGUUAUUCUGCACAAGAAACAAGAACAGGUGACAUUUCUGCAUGUGUAUCAUCACAGCACUAUGCUGUUCAACUGGUGGUCAGGGGUGAAAUACGUGCCUGGAGGACAAGCUUUCUUUAUUGGGAUGCUAAACUCCUUUGUACACAUCUUCAUGUAUGGCUAUUAUGCCCCGGCCAGCCUGGGACCACAGAUGCACUGUUACCUGUGGUGGAAGUGUUACCUAAUCAUCAUGCAGCUGGUCUUUGAGUUUGCUGUUUAUGGAAAUCACCAUGUCCUUAGGUUUCCUAAUGUAUCACUAAUACAGGUGAACUGGAUGAUUAACUGCUCUGAAUGGUACUCUCAGGAAACUACCAAGAGGCUUUCAGUGACUGCAUCAGCUUCCAACACUUAUCCCUUUUCUGCUUUACAUUGCAACCUUUUCACCCUCUGGAACUCUGAAAACAUCUUGAUCUUGAGAGUGCCAGUUUGUGGCCAUUACUGUUCAUUCUUCCUACAACCUCUUCAGAGAAUGCCCGUUCCCUGAUGGUUUCAACAUCGCAGUCUUCCUUUACAUUCUCAGCCUCAUUACUCUCUUCCUACACUACUACUAUUGGACGUACGCUAGGGGAUAGAAGAAGAAGCUAACUUAAAGAAAACCAAAGAGGAGAGUGAGCAUAUUUGCAAGAUCUCUGCUGCUUCUGUCAUGAUUGCAUGAAAAAAAAUGUAUUUGGGGAGUGUAUGUGAAGCUCUUGUGUGCAAACCCUUGGUUGCCUUCAAAUAUUUUGAGUUAGGAAGAGAAAAUGAAUAGCAUAAACUCAAGAGUUAAGAUAUUAAUGAGCUCACUUACUUGAAGCUGGUACAAAGCCAAGCCACAUAGUAAUCAAUACAGAUGUCUUUGUGAAAUUAGCACCAGAAGAGCUCCACUUUCCGUUCCAUCUGUCAGCAUGGUUUGCAAAGUCUAUCAUUCAACCAUGACUCCUUGACUCAUUUCUGUAGAGUUUCUUUCCAUUCAUAAGACCAUCUCAGCUUACCAUUGUAGAUCAGGCAGGCUCAGGUGCCUCCAGCCUCAAAGCAGUGUCCAUGUGACAGCAGCAGCCAGGAAUUACUGUAACUGUGAGAUGCACUCAUGUGUACACUUCACCCCAGCCUUUCCUAUUGAGGAAACUUCCAGUAGUACUGGGAUGAAUUACAGCUAUAUAGCCCUUAUGUUUUCACUUUAUGUUAGUGUAACCAUGAAGAUAUUAUUGGAUAUUACUUUGUCCAACUGAACAGCUGCCUCUGUUCUUUCACUGUUCUGAAGCUAAAGACGGCACUAUUGUCUCUAAUCUGUCAUACAAACCUUUCCAUCCUGACUAGGAAACUAGUGCAGUAAGAAUCAUAAUGUAACACUUUCUGGAAUGCUUGUUUGCCUUUUAUUGCUUUCAUAUUAAUAGAGAAGUUUUCAUGCAUGAAGACUUUUGGUAUUGCUUGCUAUAGAUGCCGUAUUUUUGAAUAAGAAAAAUAAAUUGAGACUCUCCAUUCAUAA
Messenger RNA from Oxyura jamaicensis (ruddy duck), 3299 nucleotides. RefSeq names its product potassium voltage-gated channel subfamily A member 1. The transcript is spliced from 6 exons. Lineage: Eukaryota; Metazoa; Chordata; Aves; Anseriformes; Anatidae. The coding region runs from base 915 to 2318 and encodes 467 amino acids. The record is from RefSeq and is a predicted model, not a curated record. Gene Ontology annotation, molecular function: fatty acid elongase activity; protein binding; delayed rectifier potassium channel activity. Gene Ontology annotation, biological process: potassium ion transmembrane transport; protein homooligomerization. Gene Ontology annotation, cellular component: voltage-gated potassium channel complex; membrane; paranode region of axon.